AUGGCCAACAAACAACCGACAAUUAAAAAGCCUGAGAUGAAGGAAUCUAAGAAUAUGAACGAUGGAUGCCUUAUCUCGAGCAUCCAAGAAUGUUUCUCCAGUUCAAGAUUCUCGGAUCUGACGAUAAUCAGCGCAGCCCAAGAGUUUAAAGUGCACAAGCUGGUUAUCUGCGGGCAGUCAACGUACUUCUCUCGUCUAUUCAACCAUAAUUGGAAAGAGACAAGAGAAAACAUGAUCAGGCUCGAGGGCGAUGACCCGGAAGCUGUAGUAGCCAUGAUCCACUUCAUGUACGGCUUCGACUACGAGCCCAUCAGCAGGGAACGAUGCCAGAUCUCGCCGAUGCCAUUUCACGUCGGCGUCUAUCAGGUCGCAGAUAAAUAUGAUGUGCCAAGACUCAAGGAACACGCAAGGCGAAAAUUUGCUUCUGCUUUAAAGACCUGUUGGAAAAUGGACGACUUCCCUGCCACGAUCUUAGAUGCGUAUUCGACGACACUCCCUACAGAUCGAGGCCUUCGCGAUCUUAUUGUGAGCAUAUGCUUAGAAUAUCUCGAUAAGCUACUGAAGAAAGAUAAUUUCAAAGCCGUUCUAGAGGAGGCUCCAGGAUUCGCGGCUGAUCUUCUACAACACCGUCGUUACGCCGAGUCGACAAGUUAUAACUGCCCCUCCUGUACUGGGGUGUGGAGGAUACAACUUCCUAAUCCAAGAAAGACAUUUGAAUAUUGUCCGUUAUGUGGAACGCAUAACAAGACUUGGUGGCGCUAUGUCAAACAGGACUUAAGAGGUACCCGGCAGUACGCAAUCGAAGGCUCUACAGUCUCAAGUUGA
Molecule: messenger RNA, 825 nt
Organism: Aspergillus versicolor CBS 583.65
Lineage: Eukaryota; Fungi; Ascomycota; Eurotiomycetes; Eurotiales; Aspergillaceae
Product: BTB/POZ domain-containing protein
Exons: 3
Coding region: 1-825 (274 amino acids)
Molecular function (GO): protein binding
Source: RefSeq, a predicted model, not a curated record